Molecule: messenger RNA, 2046 nt
Organism: Cornus florida
Lineage: Eukaryota; Viridiplantae; Streptophyta; Magnoliopsida; Cornales; Cornaceae
Molecular function (GO): ATP binding
Source: RefSeq, a predicted model, not a curated record
AUGAAAAGCAGGAGUACCUGUGAUGCAGCAGCGGGUAGGGGCGAUUCGAAAUUAAGAAUAAGAAUGAGAUUGAGAGAAAAAGGGAAGAAGAAUGGAGGGAAGAGAAAUCAGAAGAGAAGAAGAAUUCAGAAGAAGAGAAAUCAGAAGAGAAGAAUAAUAGAGGGGGAAGAAAUCACGAUAAUCUCAAAAUUCAAAAUCAAUAAUAAUCAUCAAAAGCUCUUCGCCCAUGGUGGAAAUUUUUCAGCAGAAAACAGUUCAAUUAAUAUGGAUGAUAUGGAAGAAUUUAAAGAUAUCCCAGAUUCUUUUGUUGAAAUUCCUCCUAACAAAUAUCCUCUUUUCAUAACGUUUCAUAAGUUCUUAAUGAUGCUUGAUGGAACAUUGGGUAAUUCAUACUUUGAAAGAUUCAGUGAUUUAAGGGAAUUUUCUCAUCAUAAAACUGGAACUUCAAGAUCAGUUGCAUUGCAAACUUUCAUAAGAAUGAAGGAAGUUGACUAUGACAGGUUCUGUUCAUUUUACUGGCCGCAUUUCCAUACCAAGCUAAUAAAGAAGCUUGAUCCUGCUGUAGUGUUUACCGAGAUAAUUUCCCAUAUAAAAGGUGGCCUGCAAGCAGGGGGGACCCUUGAUGGUAAACUUAGUCGAGAAAAUUAUGUUUUACUCUCUGAGGGCCGGGUGUCCCCUUUGAGCAAGCAGAAGAGAGAGGUAAUCUAUGAUAUUUUUCAAGAUUAUGAAAAGAUGAAGAUGGAAAAAGGUGAAUUUGAUAUAGAUGAUUUAGUAAUUGAUCUUCAUCAUCGACUACAAAAGGAAAGGUUUGAGGGUGCUGAAAUGGAUUUUGUUUAUAUUGAUGAAGUGCAAGAUCUUACCAUGAGACAAAUUGCUCUUUUUAAACAUGUUUGCAGAAAUGUUGACGAGGGCUUUGUUUUUUCGGGUGAUACAGCACAAACUAUUGCAAGGGGGAUUGAUUUUAGAUUCCAAGAGAUACGACUAUUGUUCUACAAUGAGUUCAUUUCGAAAUCAAGAAGUAAUGAAUCUGAUGGAAAAAAAGAGAAGGGACAAAUAUCGCAAAUUUUCAAUCUGACUCAAAACUUUCGUACCCAUGCUGGUGUACUUAAUUUAGCACAAAGCACAAUUGAUCUUCUUUACCGUUUCUUUCUUCAAUCUAUUGAUGUUGUGAAACCUGAGACCAGUCUUAUAUAUGGUGAAGCACCAAUUUUACUUGAGUCUGGGAAUGAUGAAAGUGCAAUUGUUACUAUUUUUGGAAACAGUGGAAAUGCUGGUGGCAAUAUUGUAGGAUUUGGUGCUGAGCAGGUCAUAUUAGUACGUGAUGAUCGUGCUAGGAAGGAAAUUUCUGACUUUGUGGGAAAGAAAGCCCUUGUUCUUACUAUAGUGGAGUGCAAGGGCCUAGAGUUUCAGGAUGUAUUGCUGGACAACUUUUUUGGGUCUUCCCCUCUGAAAAAUCAGUGGAGAAUAAUAUAUGAAUUUAUGAAGGAACAAGAUAUGCUAGAUGCUACUUCUCCCAAAUCAUUUCCAACAUUUAGUGAGACAAAACACAGUAUCUUGUGUUCUGAACUGAAGCAACUAUAUGUAGCUAUCACUCGCACAAGGCAAAGGCUAUGGAUUUGUGAGAACAUCGAUGAACUAUCCAAGCCUAUGUUUGAUUAUUGGAAGACAUUGUGCCUGGUCCAAGUGAAGCAACUCGAUGAUUCACUCGCACAGGCAAUGCAAGUUGUAAGCAGCCCAGAGGAGUGGAAGUCACGGGGUAUAAAGCUCUUUUGGGAAAAUAACUAUGAGAUGGCAACAAUGUGCUUUGAAAGAGCUGGAGACACAAUGUGGGAGAAAAGGGCUAAGGCUACUGGCCUUAAAGCAUCAGCUGACCGUUUGCGUGGUUCAAAUCCUGAAAUGUCUUCUACUGUACUUAGGGAGGCUGCUGAAAUCUUUGAUUCGAUUGGUAGGACUGAGUCUGCAGCAGAAUGUUUUUGUGAUCUGGGGGAGUAUGAAAGAGCAGGUAUUUGUUUUUUCCUUAUUUUUAUAAAAGUAAUAUUAGUUUGA